CCGUUUGCGUCACCGUCUCUGACCUCGAUUUUUCUGGCUCUUUUUUCUGAGAGAGACAGCGACUGGCGGCGCCAUAUUGAAAGAAGAAAAUUGUUCCCUAAAACGCGAAAAACGUCGAAAUUGCAGCCAUGUUGUACCUGGAGGAUUAUCUCGAGAUGAUCGAGCAGCUUCCCAUGGAUCUCCGCGACAGGUUUACGGAAAUGCGAGAGAUGGACCUGCAGGUUCAGAACGCCACAGAUCAGCUGGAGCAGAAAGUGAUCGAGUUCUUCGUCAACGCAAAGAAAAACAAACCAGAGUGGAGGGACGAGCAGAUGGAGGUCAUUAAAAAGGAUUAUUACAAAGCUUUGGAGGAUGCUGAUGAGAAAGUUCAGCUGGCCAAUCAGAUCUAUGACCUGGUGGACCGUCACCUCCGUAAACUGGACCAAGAGCUCGCCAAGUUUAAGAUGGAGCUUGAGGCCGACAACGCCGGCAUCACAGAGAUCCUCGAGAGACGGUCUUUAGAGAUGGACAGUCCGUCUCAGCCGGUCAACAACCAUCACGUCCACUCUCACACCACCGCAGAGAAGAGGAAGUACAGCGCUCCAGCUCAUCACACCACAGAGCAUGUUCCAGAGAAGAAGUUCAAAUCUGAAGCUCUGCUGUCCACGCUCACGUCAGACGCCUCCAAGGAGAACACACCAGGCUGCCGUACCAACAGCACGUCCUCGUCCACUAACAGCGUGUACAGUGUGAACUCCUCUCAGCCGCUGGCCUCCUACAACCUGAGCUCCCUGCCUGCAGGGCCCGGGGCCGGAGCGGGGGCCAUCACCAUGGCUGCUGCUCAGGCUGUGCAGGCCACCGCACAGAUGAAGGAGGGCCGCAGGACGUCCAGUCUCAAAGCCAGCUACGAGGCGAUCAAGAACAACGACUUCCAGCUGGGCAGAGAGUUCAAUCUGUCCAGGGAAAACCCUGGAUACUCCUCCUCCGCCCUCGCCUCCACCCUCACGCAGACCCUCACCCCCACCACCGCCUCUGACUCCAGGGGGCGCAAGUCCAAAAGCAGCAUUAAGUCUUCCAACCAUCAGUCCUCCUCCUCCUCCUCCUCCUCCUCCCUGUCCUCCUGCUCCUCCUCCUCAGCUCUGGCUCAGGAGCUUUCCCAGCAGGCCUCCGCGCUGCCCGAGGCCGAGGCCAACAGCCAGGUGGACUGGACCUACGACCCCAACGAGCCCAGAUACUGCAUCUGUAACCAGGUUUCUUAUGGAGAAAUGGUGGGCUGUGAUAACACAGACUGUCCGAUCGAGUGGUUUCAUUACGGCUGUGUGGGGCUCACCGAAGCUCCUAAAGGGAAGUGGUUCUGCCCUCAGUGCACUGCCGCCAUGAAGAGGAGGGGCAGCCGACACAAAUAGACUCCGCCCUCCAGCCCACCUCUCCGUCUGUCUGUCUGUGUGUCGGCCAUGUUGGAUUCUAACAGAAAACACACCAACCAACCCCUGCAGAGGUCAGAGGUCAACAGACUGCUGUGACUUUUACUCCCUGUACCAACACAAACCGCUCUAAAACUCUGAGAUUAUAAUCCGGAUAUAGAAUCCCAUGAUUUAAAAGUUUACUAUUUUUGUCUUUGACUCGAGUCAGGCUCUGAAAUUUAAGCUCAUUCCAAAUAUUUUAACUUGAUUUGAUAAUCCUGACUCGAUUUCUGUAAGACUAACCUCUGAAAAUAAACUCAAAACCAGAGCGAGAGUUUAAUUCUGAGUUUAAUCUCAGAUGAAACAAAGUUUUUAAUGUCCUCGGUUCAUCUGUUCAAAAGUAAUCUGAAGGGAUUAAAGCUGUCAGAUUAGAUGCAAUUGUUCAAAGAAGAAAACAGGGGCUCCUGUGAGGAUAUGUUUGUGGAUUUUGGUGCCCCCUGUGGCCUGAGUAUGUAGUUUGUAGUCCCGUUUUGGGGCUCUGUUAAUGUGGAUUUGGUCAUCUUUAAAAAUCUGUAUCAGGAUCAGGUUGACAAAGGUAAACUGGAUUAUUCCGAUCCAGAUUAAACCUUUGAACAUCC
Messenger RNA from Notolabrus celidotus (New Zealand spotty), 2020 nucleotides. It is a transcript of the gene ing3, whose product is annotated as inhibitor of growth family, member 3. The record is from RefSeq and is a predicted model, not a curated record. Gene Ontology annotation, biological process: regulation of DNA-templated transcription. The coding region runs from base 129 to 1385 and encodes 418 amino acids. Gene Ontology annotation, cellular component: NuA4 histone acetyltransferase complex. Lineage: Eukaryota; Metazoa; Chordata; Actinopteri; Labriformes; Labridae. The transcript is spliced from 12 exons.